Messenger RNA from Klebsormidium nitens, 1897 nucleotides. NCBI's taxonomy places the organism in Eukaryota, Viridiplantae, Streptophyta, Klebsormidiophyceae, Klebsormidiales, Klebsormidiaceae. The record is from the annotation of a GenBank genome assembly.
CAGACUUCACCGUCACCUUCGUCAUCAGGCCUCAUGCUACCGCGUAGGUAUUUGGACACUGAACCAUUUGGAAAUGGGGCGUUCAAAUGCCAAUGGCGCCAUGCAACAAGGCUAUACUACCUAGAUGAUAGUACGAGGUAAUGAGGCCGCCAUUGAAAGGUUUUGGGAAUCUGUAUGCCUCUGGAAGCGCCCCUUUGCGAAUAAGCCCUUUGGAGUGAUUACAUUCUGUGAGGUUUGUGGUUCAGAGGACGGCCCAACGGAUGAGCACGCAGGUCUCAGCAUUCAGCCUGUGUCUUGUGUUUGUUUGGCUGGCUGGUCGGAUCUGGAUCUCUAAGCAGCGAGAAUGAGGGUAGUCGCUUCGGCAGACCAUCUGCCGACCCUUGGCGAGACGGGGUUCAGCAAAGCAACCUAUGCUGGAAGCAAUGGCAGGACCAUGGCCCACAAAAUCCACCGAUCCUUCCUCUCAAUUCUCCGCACGCAAGUGCUCCUCAAUAUUGCCGCAGGGAUCCUGCUUUGCUGGCUGUGCUUCAGAACUCUUCAGGUCCAAGUUGUUCGGGGCGGCACGGGGGCUGUGACAACAGUGACCAUUGGCAGCAUUCACCCCACCGUAAUCACUAGUGUCACCUAUCCCAAGGAGGAGGAUAGAACACUAGCAGAGGCCGUGCAGGCUGUCGCGGUAGACAACACAGUCAUCGUCUCGAUAGUCAACUCGGGGUAUCUGGACUUCUGCGAGAACUGGAUCCGGAGCAUUGAGAAGGUCGGGUUUGCAGACCGCAUCCUCCUGUUUGCCGAGGAUGACGAGGCCUACAAUGCGCUCAACUCAAAAUGGCCCGGCCACGUGGUCAAGUACCACUCGAGCUACAUCCCAAAGGCCAAUGGGAGUGCGCACGACUUUGGGUCGCUGGGGUUCUUCCUCAUGACUGAGCGGCGGCCAGACUACCUGCGAGCCAUUCUCCAACUGGGGGUGAAUGUCUUUUACAACGACCUGGACAUGGUAUGGCUGGCAGACCCCUUUCCCUCCAUGUCCGGGGACUAUGAUGUCUGGGUCCAGGACGACUGGGAGGACUGGAAUGGGAUCACCGGGGGGGUCACGACACAGAUGAAGCGGGACACGGUGUUCCCAUCCCGCUACUGGAGGAACAUUUGCAGCUGUCUGAUCUAUCUGCGGGCGACCAAGGCGUCCAUCAACCUGAUGCAAUUCUGGGCCGACAUCAUGAGCCUCAAGGACUGGAAGCCCCCCAUCCAGGACCAGCCCUUCUUCAACAAAGCCCUGAACAACCUCACAGAUACCAGGGUUGGCAUCCUCUCUCAGGAAGAGUUCCCCCCCGGCCCUCUCUUUUUCAAGAAUGACACCUGGCGGGAGGCCCACGGUCAGCUCUCCAAGCUGGUCCACAACAACUGGGUGAUUGGGCAUGAUGUCAAGAAGCAGCGCUUCCUUGAGAGGAACCUGUGGUUCGCGACGGACUUUGACGAGUUUGGGGAGAUCAGCAAGAGGCCAGCCGUCAAGGCGGUUGUGCAGAAGGACGGGGUAGAGGGCUCAAAGGAAAGUGGAAAUGCAAAGUCGCAAGUAUAGACUGUUCGCCGUUCAGCUAAGUUAUGCAUAGAGCCUUCUGAGAAGAUGGUCAGCGAGACGCUAGCUUGCAGACAUGGAUUCGGUUCGUGGAACAUAUGAAUCCAGCGGAAGGUCACGGGCUGCCCUUAGGGAGCGAGUUGCAUGCGCAGUUCUCGUAAGCUCGUUAGGCUGUUCCCACUAAUCCUAGGAAUAAGAUACAGUGCGCCGCAAUUAUCUGCUAUAUACACUUGUGUAUAAUGACUGCAAUUCGAGUUUCUAGUGCUUGAGUUUGGCAGGUUGUUUGGCUCCAGUUUAUUGAUUGAUUGGUCCUCUUCGACACCACAC